CUUAACAUACAUGUGUUCUUAUUCCUCCAUGGUGACAGACGGACAUGAGUGAAUCAAAAAUUCAACUCUGCUGGCUGCCUUUAAAAAAUUAAAUGUUCAAGCUUGACUUGACUUGAGUUAACUGCAGAUGUGCACUGCACUCAGCCAACGCAUUGGCAUGAUUGGAGGCCUAGCUACAAGUUCAAGUUCAAGUUCAAGUCAACCACAGCACAGGGAUUCACAGGGCCUCGUUCAAUAAGGCUGCAGUCACCGGUGUUAAGCAGCAAUAACGCCUACCGGCUACAUCAGAUGCCAGAAACGGCCUUGUUACUUGCCACAAAACUCUGUGAUGGAAUCCAAACAGCAAGUAGCAGGAUCCAGGACAUCAGCCCACUAUCAGCACAGCAAGACAAGCAGCACGGUGCCGACAUCGAGUCGGGCAAACUUUGACAAUGAUGAGUUCAUGGCGGCUGCGAUUGGAGACACGGCUUGGCUGAAGCAGUCCUUGCGAUCGGGGAGAGAUCCAUCUCAGUACGAUAGAAAUGGUCUGGCAGCUAUUCAUCUUGCCUCUCUCCACGGCCGGCUGGAAUGUCUGAAACUCCUGGUGGAGAAAUACAAGGUGGAUGUGGAUCUGCCCAGCACCACAGGCUGGCGACCACUCCACCUAGCCAUUAAUAGUAGGACCGGCAAACGAUCACUCAACUGCUUGCAGUAUCUGCUGGACCAAGGAGCGAAUCCCUCGCUAGUUAACAGCGACGAAUUGACGCCUGCCCACCAAGCGGCCAUAGAGGGCAGCGUGAAGUGCCUGGAAGCACUAAUCAAAGGCAAUGCUGCCAUUCACUUACCAGACGACAAAGGCCAUCUACCACUUGACUAUGCUAAGAUCUGGGGCCAUAGGAAAUGUGCCAGGAUUCUAGCAUCUGAAAGCUGGAGGCAAGGCAAAGAUUAUCAGUCUGAGGAGAUGCAGAAACUGAAAUAUCUCCGCUCCUUGAAAGAAGAAGAUGAAAAAGAUGCAGAAGAAUCCAAGCUGGCCGGAAAGGAGUUCUACGGCAGUUUAUCCUUCACAAAUUGGCUGGAUGAAAGAGGGCUCCAGCCCAAGCCGAUCGGGCCUCCUUUGAAAAGAGUCUCUCGGCCUGAAGUAACGCUGAAAUCAGGCGAUGUAGGAGUCAAUAAAAACAGGCUGUAUAAAGCUAAUAGUAUGUCUCAGGGCAAGUCGAGGAAUUUACCAAAGGAGCAACCAGUUUCUAGCAAGGCACAGCAGAAAGGGAAAGCCCCUGAGGAAAAGUCGGCAAGGAAUAAGCCCAACAAAACAGGGGAUGUCGCACAGCAGAAGCAGGGUCCUCGUGUGGCUUUUGCCAGCUUACCUGACGGCAGGAGAAUGCCAAGACUUGAAUUGGCAGAGAUGCCUGACCUCCCAGAGGACGUUGUGGAAAGGGUGUUGGAGCAGAAACCCUCACCCCAUGACCGCCCUCUAGAGUUCAAAUGUAAGAACAUCAUCGACGCGCAACACCGGCGGCUGUUCGCAGGCGACACCAAGACCGAAUCAGAGAUGUAUGCGCACAUCUCAGAUAGUCUAGAUUCCCGACUGUUUCCCGGUAACUCGCGACUUUUGUUGGAGACGCAGGCAAGUUCUCGGUCUAGUCAGAGUGGGGGUUCGAGUGGGUCGCGGGAUAUUGACAUCGAGAGGGUUUCAAAGAUGAUGAAGGAACUAUCUAGGCCGCGGAUAUUUCCAGCCAUUGAGGGGCACAGCUACAAGUAUUCCUUUGAGGUCUUAUGAUGAAUUAUGUGUGCACAAUGAUGUCUCACAGUCACGUCAAUUUAGUGUAUUAGUUUACUCAGUGUGACUUUUAAUGUUGUAAAUACAUCGGUGCCUUCAUACCUUAUUAACUGGGAUUUGAUUUUCGCGUAAUUACAGAUUGAUGGUGCCAUUUUUCUAGAUUGCAGAUAACUUCUGCGGCGCCAUAUGCUUUUCUUGUAUGUUAUCUUUGUUUACCUCAAAACUGUAACAGCCUACUUUAACUUAUUACAUGAUGCAUCCCUGAAAAUAAUCAUGCUUUGUUUCUGUAUGAUACUUUAUAUCAGCAUUAAGCCAAAUACUUUAAGUCACAAGUAUUGUGAGUAAAAUACUAGAUGUUUUUAUAAUGCUUCCUUAUGUAUAACUGAACAAAAAUAUAGGCUUAUAUUUGUCUAUGAUUGACCAUAGUCUGAUGUAUUUGCAUUUUAACAUGUUUAUGACAAAUAAGUGUUAAGCAAAUUCCACUUCAUUUUCAACUUUGAAAAUUGCAUGUUUUAAACCAGCAUUACUUACUUUCACUGAUUUGGUAUUUAAGGGUCUUUAGGUGCGUUUGUAAUUCAUAUUUUUUUUUAUGGAAAUUAACUACAUGUACAUAUAUUAGGAAAGGUUUUGCCCUACAAAAAACAUCAACAGCAUGCUUUAAUUUAGCCAAAGCUGUUAUCAUGUGCAUGAACAAUUAUACUAUAAAUUGUAUCAAAUAAAUCUUGCAUUAAUUUUCUAUGCCUGUAAGUUGAUAUUUUGUCAAGCAAGGUGUCAACAGUCUUUGUAAAAUUGGUGUACACAAUGCAAGGCCAAUACAUUGCGGUAUGGUAGGAUUGCAAAACACUGAGAGGGAUUUUUACAGCUUGUAUAGAAUUUAAUUAGCCGAAAAUAAAGGGCAUGUUAUUAACGUUGUAAACUUUGACACUGUAGAUAUGCAUCUUUAACCGAGUACAAAAUGAAAUGCGAUAUAUAACGGAUGACUUUGCACCAUAGAUUUUGAAACAAAAGCGUACAACCUUUUAUCAAGUUGGCUUAUCAAUGCUGGGACGAGCUGCUAAAUGUGCCAUCAACGUAGAGAGAGUGUUGAAAAGGGAGGUAGACAUGAUGGUUUACAUACAUGUACAUAAAAUGGCGUUUGAUUUAUCAUGUGUGAUUAAUAAAUAAGUCGUUCUUAAGGGUUUUUUUUUAACUACCUGUCCUAUGCCAAGAUGUGUUCAAAUCAUACAUGUAGGUAAGGCAAAUGCCAGCACCCCAACAGAUUUAGGCUAGUAAAAUAUUAAUGUGUUUUGAUCAGGUGUUUUUGGCGCAAAUAAAAUUUGGUAUAAAUCAUAAACCUGUGAACAUUAUACUGUACUAUUUGUACGCACCAAGACCUUCAAAAUCUCUCUCCCAUUUCAACAGUAGUUGAAUUCAAUAAACAUUGUUUAAAAAGUGCCCUA
Patiria miniata (bat star) is the source of this 3195-nucleotide messenger RNA. RefSeq lists its product as uncharacterized. The transcript has 5 exons. The record is from RefSeq and is a predicted model, not a curated record. The coding region runs from base 329 to 1756 and encodes 475 amino acids. Gene Ontology annotation, molecular function: protein binding. Lineage: Eukaryota; Metazoa; Echinodermata; Asteroidea; Valvatida; Asterinidae. Gene Ontology annotation, cellular component: spindle pole. Gene Ontology annotation, biological process: regulation of mitotic cytokinesis; regulation of mitotic spindle organization; mitotic metaphase chromosome alignment.